Molecule: messenger RNA, 1880 nt
Organism: Nicotiana attenuata
Lineage: Eukaryota; Viridiplantae; Streptophyta; Magnoliopsida; Solanales; Solanaceae
Product: transcription factor PCL1-like
Exons: 2
Coding region: 477-1382 (301 amino acids)
Biological process (GO): regulation of DNA-templated transcription
Cellular component (GO): nucleus
Molecular function (GO): DNA-binding transcription factor activity; DNA binding
Source: RefSeq, a predicted model, not a curated record
GUAACAGUAACAUUAAUACUUAAAAAGCUGAAAAGAAACAAGAUCCACUUCGAACCCCUCUCCACAAUCCACCCUCACUCUCCCUCAAUCCUCUCCGUUAUCCACAUUUCCAAAUUUCCAAAGUAAACCUUCAUUUUCUCCCUCACCCAGAAAUCAAGAUUCUUCAUUACAGAGGAGGAGAGUGAGAAAAAAACAAACACACAUCUCAUAAAAAUCUCAUCUUUCUAUGUUUACACUUGUCUUUUUCCCACCCCAUAUCUUCACAUACACUCUCUUGUCUGAUUCUAGCCUUGUUUUAGAUUCUUUUGUCAAUCUUUAAGUUCCCAUAAAGGUGAGAUAUUUUUUUGUUUUUUUCUUGAUGACAGUAAUAUUAGAGCUAAUUCAUAUACUCCAAGCUAUCCACCAAGUUAGAGCAAUCAUAAAGUUGAGAUCUUGACCCAGAUAAUUGGUUGAAUAUCCAAAAUUUGGUAAGGAAAAUGAGGGAAGAGGAUUCAAAUUGGUUUGCUAAAUGGGAAGAAGAAUUGCCAAAACCAGAAGAGUUAAUGCCUUUAUCCCAAACCCUUAUAUCUCCUGAUCUUGCUAUAGCUUUUGAUAUUGCUAACCCCACUAGCCCAAAUAAUCCUCCAAACAAACAACAGCAGCAGCAGACUCAGAUUCCUCAAUCCUCUCAACAGCAGCCUAAUUCAUCAGCUGAAUUUGAGUCUUCUGAAUUGAAUGGAUUAGGAGGUGGUGGAGAUGAACCAGCUAGGACAAUAAAAAGGCCUAGGCUUGUGUGGACCCCACAGCUGCACAAGAGGUUUGUGGAUGCAGUUGCUCAUUUGGGGAUCAAGAAUGCUGUCCCAAAGACUAUAAUGCAACUGAUGAGUGUCGAUGGCCUAACGCGCGAAAAUGUUGCUAGUCAUUUGCAAAAAUACAGGCUUUAUUUGAAAAGAAUGCAAGGUCUUUCUAAUGGUGGUAGUGGUGGAAACAGUGGUCAAUCUUUAUCAGGGGCAGGUGUUGAUUCUGCAAUGGACAAUUUGUUUGCUAGUUCACCAGUGCCAGCACAUUUUUUGCAUCCGGCCGGGAGGGGUAAUCCUGACCAGUUCUUGCCAUUUGUGCCAGUGUCAUCAAUGCAGCAUCAUAACCAUCAUAUGGGAGUGGUUGUUGGACACCAUCAUCCUCAAGUUCAACAGCAGUAUAGGCAAUUUGGGUCACCAGCGAAUGGACAUUUUGAUCAUCAUCCAUUUUUGUCUAGGCAAUCACAGCAGCAGGUUCAGAGGAUGGGGACAUCAGUGCAUAAUGGUAGUCCUGUGGUGUCACCUUAUGUUGAUGAUGUGGAUUCUUCAGCCGUGCCCGUCAAUGGGAGAAAGGUCCUUACUCUGUUCCCAACAGGGGAUGAUUGAUAUCAGGGGUCCGAGGAAGGGCGCCAUCCCGAGGGGGUGUGUAGGCACCUUGGCUGAUUCCGUGGCUUAAAUCCGUGACCUACAGGUCAUACACGAAGACAACUUUGUUAUUGCUCCAAGGCUCCCCUUCAGUCUAGUCUAUUGAAUGACUCCAACAAAAGGGCAGCCGGUGCACUAUAAGCUCCCACUAUGCGCGGGGUCCAGGGAAGGGCCGCUAUGCGCGGGGUCCAGGGAAGGGCCGGACCACAAGGGUCUAUUGUACGCAGCCUUACCCUGCAUUUCUGCAAGAGGCUGUUUCCAUCGCUCGAACACGUGGCCUCCUAGUCACAUGGCAGUAACUUUACCGGUUACGCCAAGAUAGAUAGAUUCUUCUGCUUCAGUUGCUAGUACCUCAAAGAAUUAUGUAAAUGUUACUGGUUAGAUAUUAACACAAUGAUGUAUGACUUUUUUGUUUCUUUUCCUCUCAAAACAUACUGGCUUGCCCUUGUGGCUAAUAUU